UGUCAUAUGUGGAAGACGGAUACUGUCAUCGCGCGGCGACUGCUGCCUGUGAAUGCGGAAGUGUGUCGUCUCCAGCAUAUGAAAUAAUUGAUUCAGAGGAAAGAAUCACCAUAAAGUGUGACAAAUCAUGUCGUGGAUACGUGAUAAGGAGCUGUCCAUGAUUGAGCGCCUGUGUGCAAAUGUGCUAAAGGCUGGCCCAAUGCCAAAACAUGUUGCUUUCAUCAUGGAUGGAAAUCGUCGCUAUGCCCAAAAGUGUCACGUAGAGAGGCAGGAGGGCCACUCACAGGGCUUUGAAAAGCUCGCAGAGACCUUACGUUGGUGUCUGAAUCUGGGUAUUUCUGAGGUGACUGUCUAUGCCUUCAGUAUUGAAAAUUUUAAACGUUCAGAGGAAGAGGUAGCAGGUCUGAUGGAACUUGCCCGCCAGAAGUUUACCCGACUACUGGAAGAGAAAGAAAAGCUACAGAAACAUGGUGUACGUAUUCGAGUUCUAGGAGACUUGAGUAUGCUUCCAUUGGACAUUCAGAAAUUGAUUGCACAAGCAAUGAUGGAAACCAGAGCCUACUCCACGUGUUUUCUUAAUGUUUGCUUUGCCUACACAUCCCGACAUGAGGUCACAAAUGCAGUGAGAGAGGCUGCCUGGGGAGUUAAAGAGGGACUGCUGGAUCCAAGUGAUGUGUCAGAGUCUCUCCUGGACCGCUGUCUCUACACCUCAAGUUCUCCUGAUCCAGACCUUCUUAUCCGUACCUCAGGGGAGGUCCGACUCAGUGACUUCCUUCUCUGGCAGACAUCGCAUUCCUGUUUGGUCUUCCAGUCUGUCCUGUGGCCAGAAUAUUCCUUCUGGAACUUAUGUGAGGCAGUCCUGAGAUACCAGUAUAACCACGCUGCCAUCCAGAAAGCCAAGGAAAUUCAGGUGCAGGAGCAAGCGCGACAUGAGUUGGAGCGCGACCAAGCCUGGGUUCAAGAGAAACUGUGGAGUGAGGAGCACACUGGUGGAAAUAACAAGCUACUUUCCCAGAAACUACUGCAGCAGUGCAAAGCAGAGAGGGAAAAAAGGAUACAGACUUUCGUACAAGCUCUGGAAAGGAAACAAUGGGAUAUUCUUGAGGGUCUCUGUACAACGUAAUGGACAGGGGAGCAGUACUGUCUUACUGUGGACAUGUACCUUUUAGAAACCAUUUUGUCCCCUAGCCACAAAUAAAUACUUUGGUUAUCCAAGUCUGGACAUGUAUGUCAAUUACUUGUGUGUAAUGUUACACACCCUCAGUAAAUGCAGAAUAUCCUCUCAUCUUACAGAAUAAACCCUGUAGAUAACCCAUGUCUGUUCUGCAUGUACGCUUGGUUGUAAAAUAACCAAACAUCUAAAAUACAUUCAUUUAAUUUAUUAAUCAUAAAAGUAUAAUGGUGACAUUUCUAUUUUAUGGAUAUACCGAAGAUCUGCAGAUUAUGCUGAAUGGUUGGCUAUUCAUUUUCAAUACUUAGACAUGGUAACCCACCCAUAGUAUGUUGGGGAAGGAGCCUCUGAUUAAAUAUUGUGUAUUUUAUAACAAAGUGUAUUAAAUUAGAUUUCUGCCACA
Spea bombifrons (plains spadefoot toad) is the source of this 1574-nucleotide messenger RNA. RefSeq names its product dehydrodolichyl diphosphate synthase subunit (gene DHDDS). Gene Ontology annotation, cellular component: endoplasmic reticulum; dehydrodolichyl diphosphate synthase complex. Bases 128 to 1123 code for a protein of 331 amino acids. Gene Ontology annotation, biological process: polyprenol biosynthetic process. The transcript has 9 exons. Lineage: Eukaryota; Metazoa; Chordata; Amphibia; Anura; Pelobatidae. The record is from RefSeq and is a predicted model, not a curated record. Gene Ontology annotation, molecular function: ditrans,polycis-polyprenyl diphosphate synthase [(2E,6E)-farnesyl diphosphate specific] activity.